Acanthosepion pharaonis is the source of this 6600-nucleotide messenger RNA. Lineage: Eukaryota; Metazoa; Mollusca; Cephalopoda; Sepiida; Sepiidae. The record is from the annotation of a GenBank genome assembly.
AUGCAUUCUUUCUUUCCUCCUUCAAAAUAUGUUCGUUGUUUUUUCUUCCUUCUCCAAAAUUACUUCAUUCAUUUUCUUCUUCUCCAAAAUAUGCAUUCUUUCUUUCCUCCUUCAAAAUAUGUUCGUUGUUUUUCUUCCUUCUCCAAAAUUCCUUCAUUCAUUUUCUUCUUCUCCAAAAUAUGCAUUCUUUCUUUCCUCCUUCAAAAUAUGUUCGUUGUUUUUCUUCCUUCUCCAAAAUUACUUCAUUCAUUUUCUUCUUCUCCAAAAUAUGCAUUCUUUCUUUUCCUCCUUCAAAAUAUGUUCGUUGUUUUUCUUCCUUCUCCAAAAUUCCUUCGUUCAUUUUCUUCUUCUCCAAAAUAUCAUUCUUUUCUUAAAAUAUUCGUUGUUUUCUUCCUUCUCCAAAAUUAUUCAUUUUCUUUUCUCCAAAAUAUGCAUUCUUUUCUUUCCUUCAAAAAUAUGUUCGUUGUUUUCUUCCUUCUCCAAAAUUACUUCAUUCAUUUUCUUCUUCUCCAAAAUAUGCAUUCUUUCUUUCCUUCUUCAAAAAUAUGUUCGUUGUUUUUUCUUCCUUCUCCAAAAUUCCUUCAUUCAUUUUCUUCUUCCAAAAAAAUAUGCAUUCUUUCUUUCCUCCUUCAAAAUAUGUUCGUUGUUUUUCUUCCUUCUCCAAAAUUACUUCAUUCAUUUUCUUCUUCUCCAAAAUAUGCAUUCUUUCUUUCUCCUUCAAAAUAUGUUCGUUGUUUUUCUUCCUUCUCCAAAAUUUCCUUCGUUCAUUUUCUUCUUCUCCAAAAUAUGCAUUCUUUCUUUCCUCCUUCAAAAUAUGUUCGUUGUUUUUUCUUCCUUCUCCAAAAUUCCUUCGUUCAUUUUCUUCUUCUCCAAAAUAUGCAUUCUUUCUUUCCUCCUUCAAAAUAUGUUCGUUGUUUUUCCGUCCAAAAUUUUUUCAUUUUCUUCUUCUCCAAAAAUUUCCCUUCAAAAUAUGUUCGUUGUUUUCUUCCUUUCAAAAAUUACUUCGUUCAUUUUUUCUUCUUCUCCAAAAUAUGCAUUCUUUCUUUCCUCCUUCAAAAUAUGUUCGUUGUUUUUUCUUCCUUCUCCAAAAUUACUUCAUUCAUUUUCUUCUUCUCCAAAAUAUGCAUUCUUUCUUUCCUCCUUCAAAAAAUAUGUUCGUUGUUUUUCUUCCUUCUCCAAAAUUCUUCAUUCAUUUUCUUCUUCUCCAAAAUAUGCAUUCUUUCUUUCCUCCUUCAAAAUAUGUUCGUUGUUUUUCUUCCUUCUCCAAAAUUACUUCAUUCAUUUUCUUCUUCUCCAAAAUAUGCAUUCUUUCUUUCCUCCUUCAAAAUAUGUUCGUUGUUUUUCUUCCUUCUCCAAAAUUCCUUCGUUCAUUUUCUUCUUCUCCAAAAUAUGCAUUCUUUCUUUCCUCCUUCAAAAUAUGUUCGUUGUUUUUCUUCCUUCUCCAAAAUUACUUCAUUCAUUUUCUUCUUCUCCAAAAUAUGCAUUCUUUCUUUCCUCCUUCAAAAUAUGUUCGUUGUUUUUUCUUCCUUCUCCAAAAUUACUUCAUUCAUUUUCUUCUUCUCCAAAAUAUGCAUUCUUUCUUUCCUCCUCCAAAAAUAUGUUCGUUGUUUUUCUUCCUUCUCCAAAAUUACUUCAUUCAUUUUCUUCUUCUCCAAAAAUAUGCAUUCUUUCUUUCCUCCUUCAAAAUAUGUUCGUUGUUUUUUUCUUCCUUCUCCAAAAUUCCUUCAUUCAUUUUCUUCUUCUCCAAAAUAUGCAUUCUUUCUUUCCUCCUUCAAAAAUAUGUUCGUUGUUUUUCUUCCUUCUCCAAAAUUACUUCAUUCAUUUCUUCUUUCUCCAAAAUAUGCAUUCUUUCUUUCCUCCUUCAAAAAUAUGUUCGUUGUUUUUUCUUCCUUCUCCAAAAUUCCUUCAUUCAUUUUCUUCUUCUCCAAAAUAUUCUUUCUUUCCUCCUUCCGUUGUUUUUCUUCCUUCAAAUUAUCAUUCAUUUUCUUCUUUUUUCUUCCUUUCCUCCUUCAAAAAUUCGUUGUUUUUCUUGUUCCAAAAUUCCUUUUUCUUCUUCUCAAAAUAUGCAUUCUUUCUUUCCUUCUUCAAAAUAUGUUCGUUGUUUUUCUUCCUUCUCCAAAAUUACUUCAUUCAUUUUCUUCUUCUCCAAAAUAUGCAUUCUUUCUUUCCUCCUUCAAAAUAUGUUCGUUCCUUCUCCAAAAUUCCUUCUGUUCAUUUUCUUCUUCUCCAAAAUAUGCAUUCUUUCUUUCCUUCUUCAAAAUAUGUUCGUUGUUUUUUCUUCCUUCUCCAAAAUUCCUUCAUUCAUUUUCUUCUUUCCAAAAUAUGCAUUCUUUCUUUCCUCCUUCAAAAUAUGUUCGUUGUUUUUCAUCCUUCUCCAAAAUUACUUCAUUCAUUUUCUUCUUCUCCAAAAUAUGCAUUCUUUCUUUUUCUUCCUUCAAAAUAUGUUCGUUGUUUUUCUUCCUUCUCCAAAAUUCCUUCAUUCAUUUUCUUCUUCUCCAAAAUAUGCAUUUUUCUUUCCUUCUUCAAAAAAUAUGUUCGUUGUUUUUUUCUUCCUUCUCCAAAAUUACUUCAUUCAUUUUCUUCUUCUCCAAAAUAUGCAUUCUUUCUUUCCUCCUUCAAAAAAUAUGUUCGUUGUUUUUCUUCCUUCUCCAAAAUUCCUUCGUUCAUUUUCUUCUUCUCCAAAAUAUGCAUUCUUUCUUUCCUUCUUCAAAAUAUGUUCGUUGUUUUUUCUUCCUUCUCCAAAAUUACUUCAUUCAUUUUCUUCUUCUCCAAAAUAUGCAUUCUUUCUUUCCUCUUCUUCAAAAUAUGUUCGUUGUUUUUUUCCUCCUUCAAAAUAUGUUCAUUUGUUUUUCUUCCUUUCUCUCCCAAAAAUUCCUUUUUUCAUUUCUUCUUCUUCCAAAAUAUGCAUUCUUUCUUUCCUUCUUCAAAAAAUAUGUUCGUUGUUUUUCUUCCUUCUCCAAAAUUACUUCAUUCAUUUUCUUCUUCUCCAAAAUAUGCAUUCUUUCUUUCCUCCUUCAAAAUAUGUUCGUUUUUUUUCUUCCUUCUCCAAAAUUACUUCAUUCAUUUUCUUCUUCUCAAAAUAUGCAUUCUUUCUUUUCCCUUCAAAAUAUGUUCGUUGUUUUUCUUCCUUCUCCAAAAAUUACUUCAUUCAUUUUCUUCUUCUCCAAAAUAUGCAUUCUUUCUUUUCCUCCUUCAAAAUAUGUUCGUUGUUGUUUUCUUUUUCCUUCUCCAAAAUUCCUUCAUUCAUUUUUUUUCUUCUUCCAAAAUAUGCAUUCUUUCUUUCCUUCUUCAAAAUAUGUUCGUUGUUUUUCUUCCUUCUCCAAAAUUACUUCAUUUUUUCUUCUUCUCCAAAAUAUGCAUUCUUUCUUUUUCCUCCUUCAAAAUAUGUUCGUUGUUUUUUCUUCCUUCUCCAAAAUUCCUUCAUUCAUUUUCUUCUUCUCCAAAAUAUGCAUUCUUUCUUUCCCUCCUUCAAAAUAUGUUCGUUGUUUUCUUCCUUCUCCAAAAUUACUUCAUUCAUUUUCUUCUUCUCCAAAAUAUGCAUUCUUUCUUUUCCUCCUUCAAAAAUAUGUUCGUUGUUUUUUCUUCCUUCUCCAAAAUUCCUUCAUUCAUUUUCUUCUUCUCCAAAAUAUGCAUUCUUUUUUCCUCCUUCAAAAUAUGUUCGUUGUUUUUCUUCCUUCUCCAAAAUUACUUCAUUCAUUUUCUUCUUCUCCAAAAUAUGCAUUCUUUCUUUCCUCCUUCAAAAUAUGUUCGUUGUUUUUUCUUCCUUCUCCAAAAUUCCUUCAUUCAUUUUCUUCUUCUCCAAAAUAUGCAUUCUUUCUUUCCUUCUUCAAAAAUAUGUUCGUUGUUUUUCUUCCUUCUCCAAAAUUACUUCAUUCAUUUUCUUCUUCUCCAAAAUAUGCAUUCUUUCUUUCCUCCUUCAAAUAUGUUCGUUGUUUUUUCUUCCUUCUCCAAAAUUACUUCAUUCAUUUUCUUCUUCUCCAAAAUAUGCAUUCUUUCUUUCCUCCUUCAAAAUAUGUUCGUUGUUUUUCUUCCUUCUCCAAAAUUACUUCAUUCAUUUUCUUCUUCUCCAAAAUAUGCAUUCUUUCUUUCCUCCUUCAAAAUAUGUUCGUUGUUUUUCUUCCUUCUCCAAAAUUCCUUCAUUCAUUUUCUUCUUCUCCAAAAUAUGCAUUCUUUCUUUCCUUCUUCAAAAUAUGUUCGUUGUUUUUCUUCCUUCUCCAAAAUUACUUCAUUCAUUUUCUUCUUCUCCAAAAUAUGCAUUCUUUCUUUCCUCCUUCAAAAUAUGUUCGUUGUUUUUCUUCCUUCUCCAAAAUUCCUUCAUUCAUUUUCUUCUUCUCCAAAAUAUGCAUUCUUUCUUUCCUUCUUCAAAAUAUGUUCGUUGUUUUUCUUCCUUCUCCAAAAUUACUUCAUUCAUUUUCUUCUUCUCCAAAAUAUGCAUUCUUUCUUUCCUCCUUCAAAAUAUGUUCGUUGUUUUUCUUCCUUCUCCAAAAUUACUUCAUUCAUUUUUUCUUCUUCAAAAUAUGCAUUCUUUCUUUCCUCCUUCCAAAAUAUGUUCGUUGUUUUUUCUUCCUUCUCCAAAAUUACUUCAUUCAUUUUCUUCUUCUCCAAAAAUAUGCAUUCUUUUCUUUCCUUCUUAAAAAUAUGUUCGUUGUUUUUCUUCAUUCUCCAAAAUUCCUUCAUUCAUUUUCUUCUUCUCCAAAAUAUGCAUUCUUUCUUUUCCUCCUUCAAAAUAUAUGUUCGUUGUUUUUCUUCCUUCUCCAAAAUUCCUUCAUUCAUUUUCUUCUUCUCCAAAAUAUGCAUUCUUUCUUUCCUCCUUCAAAAUAUAUGUUCGUUGUUUUUCAUCCUUCUCCAAAAUUCUUCUUCAUUCAUUUUCUUUUCUUUCUUCCAAAAUAUGCAUUCUUUUCUUUCCUUCUUCAAAAUAUGUUCGUUGUUUUUCUUCAUUCUUCAAAAUUACUUCAUUCAUUUUCUUCUUCUCCAAAAAUAUGCAUUCUUUCUUUCCUCCUUCAAAAUAUGUUCGUUGUUUUUCUUCCUUCUCCAAAAUUACUUCAUUCAUUUUCUUCUUCUCCAAAAUAUGCAUUCUUUCUUUUCCUCCUUCAAAAUAUGUUCGUUUUUUUCUUCCUUCUCCAAAAUUACUUCAUUCAUUUUCUUCUUCUCCAAAAUAUGCAUUCUUUCUUUCCUCCUUCAAAAUAUGUUCGUUGUUUUUUCUUCCUUCUCCAAAAUUACUUCAUUCAUUUUCUUCUUCUCCAAAAUAUGCAUUCUUUCUUUCCUCCUUCAAAAUAUGUUUCAUUUUUUCUUCCUUCUCCAAAAUUACUUCAUUCAUUUUCUUCUUCUCCAAAAUAUGCAUUCUUUCUUUCCUCCUUCAAAAUAUGUUCGUUGUUUUUUCUUCCUUCUCCAAAAUUACUUCAUUCAUUUUCUUCUUCUCCAAAAUAUGCAUUCUUUUUUUCCUCCUUCAAAUAUGUUCGUUGUUUUUCUUUUUCCAAAAUUACUUCAUUCCUUCUCCAAAAUAAUUCCUUCAAAAUAUGUUCGUUUUUUUUUUCUUCUUCUCAAAAAUAUGCAUUCUUUCUUCUCCAUUCCUUUCCUCCUUCAAAAAAUAUGUUCGUUGUUUUUUCAUCCUUCUCCAAAAUUCCUUCAUUCAUUUUCUUCUUCUCCAAAAUAUGCAUUCUUUCUUUCCUCCUUCAAAAUAUGUUCGUUGUUUUUCAUCCUUCUCCAAAAUUCCUUCAUUCAUUUUCUUCUUCUCCAAAAUAUGCAUUCUUUCUUUCCUCCUUCAAAAUAUGUUCGUUGUUUUUCUUCCUUCUCCAAAAUUACUUCAUUCAUUUUCUUCUUCUCCAAAAUAUGCAUUCUUUCUUUCCUCCUUCAAAAUAUGUUCGUUGUUUUUCUUCCUUCUUCAAAAUUACUUCAUUCAUUUUCUUCUUCUCCAAAAUAUGCAUUCUUUCUUUCCUCCUACAAAAUGUUUUCGUUCAUUUUCUUACUUUCUCAAAAUACUCAUUCUUUUUGAACUUCUUCAAAAUUCCUUCGUUUUUUUUUUCUACUUUCUUCAAAAUACGCAUUCGUGUUUUCCUCCUUCAAACUUUUUCAUUCUUUUUCUACCUUCUUCAAAAUAUGCAUUCCUUCUUUCCUCCUUCAAAAUUCCUUCGUUUUUUUUCUUCCUUCUCCAAAAUUUCUUCGUUCAUUUUCUUCCUUUUUCAAAAUAUGCAUUCUUUCUCUCCUCCUUCAAAAUUCCUUCAUUCUUUUUAUUCCUUCUUUAAAAUACGAAUUCCGUCUUUCCUCCUUCAAAAUUUCUUCCUUCUUCAAAUAUGUAUUAUUGUGUCUUACCUUCAAAAUACGCGUUCUUUCUUUGCUUUCAAAAUACACUUCAUUUUUCCUUCUUCAAAAGACGCGUUCUUUUUGUUGUUACUUCUCUUCAGUACCUGUUCUGUGUUCAUGAUCUAUUUUCCCCCUUCUGUCGUUAAUUUAUUGUGUAUUUCUUUCUCUUCUUACUUCCAAAUCUAUUUGUCUCUCAAUUUCCAAUCAUCUUUGCUUCCUUCAUCAUCCUUUUCUUUAAACAACGUUCCUUAUGUUGCAGUAAAAGCGUCAAAGUUCAACAUCACAUUAAGAAUUUUGUAG